UCACAGAAUACUGCGCUCUAACCUUCACCUGAUCAGUGAAGCGUGCAUUACCCGACAUGCGCACGAUCCAUGACGCUGGCUUUCUCGUAUUCACGGCAGCCGCCUGCGCCGUUUACGUAGCCCCUUUCAGAUACCUAACAUUGGAAGAAGGGGGGUGGUGGUGGUCCGUGAGCGGAAGUGACAGAGAGGAAAAGAAUGAUGAAGCUGAAGAGCAAUCAGACUCGGACAUAUGACCGGGACGGGUACAAGAAACGGGCGGCGUGUGUCUGCUUCCGGGACGGGGCCGAGGUUGAAGUACUGCUGGUAAGCAGCAGCAGGUAUCCAGACCAAUGGAUUGUACCAGGAGGUGGGCUGGAACCAGGGGAAGAGCCUAGUGCAGCAGCGGUUCGGGAGGUGUGCGAGGAGGCUGGAGUUAAAGGCAUAUUGGGUCGUAUGCUGGGUGUAUUUGAGAAUUUGGAGCGGAAGCACAGGACAUAUGUUUAUGUCUUGACAGUCACAGAGAUACUGGCAGAUUGGGAGGAUUCCUUGAGUAUAGGACGGAAGCGUUGCUGGUUCACUAUUGAAGAAGCAGUGAGUGCUUUACAGGGGUACAAACCAGUGCAGGCCUCCUAUUUUCAAAGCCUGAGGCAGAAUUGCCAUUCCAACAAUGGCACCAUCCCUCUGCCCAGCCAGAGCCCACUACCUGAUGUCAGAUGACCCAUUAUACAUAUGGACUCAAAUUUGUUACAACUCCUCUCCAGAGAGGUAGAUAACUGGCAAUCACCGGACAGAGCCCCAAACAAAGAGCAAGAAUCCCAUUUGUCCUGAAGUUGUUGUUCAGAGAAGGGUUAUGCAUGCUGUGUUUUAGUUAUCCCCUCCUUCAAUAAUGUGGACUUCUUUUUGUCACCGUCACGUUUAUGUCAAACUUUACUUUAGCCUGUACUUUAAUAGUAUGUCCUCGACUUGUAUUUAGUCUCACACCUUAACAUAGAAUUAUUUCUCUAUGUCCUCUGCUCAAACAUGCCCUUGAAAUUCACUAAAUCACGCCCCCUACUUUUUUUAUUCUCUUUUCUUUUCAUUGCCUUGUUACCAAUCACAGGUAUUUUAAUUUGUACUCGGUAAUGUCUCCUUGCCAUAGUGAGUGCUGAUGUGACUUUAACAUCAUCCAUCUCUCAUAUUUUCCCUAUUGUGCUAUGGCUUCAUGCGGUUCUUUAUGGAAAAUUCCACCACAACUUUUCUCAAACCCUGACCUUUUUCUGUCAUUUGAAUGGUCAAAGGGACACGUAGUGAGAAUGUAAUUUGGUAAUAUGUAAACAUUGGUGGUUUUAAAGACCUAUUGUUAAUUUACCUUGUUGACAAAUUAUCUGAAUACCCAAGAUUUCUUAGUUGGGCACAUGUGCAAAUUGAUAGCUGACAAAACUCAUUAUUUUGAGAUGUGUACAUUUGGACAGGAUACAAAUAUGCAAGCUGGAUGAAUCUUCUUCACAGACAUACAACGUUUAUUGUGUAAUGAGUGUAAUUCCCCUUGAAAGGAAAUCAUGGUUUUUCACAUGUUAUGUCAUUUACAUAGUACUGUACACAACUUGAAAUGGAAGAAAAAAGGCUACUUGUGGUACCUUUGUGCAUUUUGUUAUAAGUGGGCUUAUGUUUUGCAAACAAAGCCAUUUGUGCUAACUGAGUUUUUGUGAUAAAUCUAUGUUGUAUAAUG
Molecule: messenger RNA, 1687 nt
Organism: Pelobates fuscus (common spadefoot toad)
Lineage: Eukaryota; Metazoa; Chordata; Amphibia; Anura; Pelobatidae
Gene: NUDT3
Product: nudix hydrolase 3
Exons: 5
Coding region: 196-696 (166 amino acids)
Biological process (GO): adenosine 5'-(hexahydrogen pentaphosphate) catabolic process; diphosphoinositol polyphosphate metabolic process; diadenosine hexaphosphate catabolic process
Cellular component (GO): nucleus; cytoplasm
Molecular function (GO): bis(5'-adenosyl)-pentaphosphatase activity; diphosphoinositol-polyphosphate diphosphatase activity; endopolyphosphatase activity
Source: RefSeq, a predicted model, not a curated record